AAGUUAACCCAAAGCGAAAGCAAGGCUCGGCGAAGCAGGGAGAGAACCAGAGAGGAAGAUGAAGAGCGCUUCUGGGGCGGGUACUGGUGGUCUGGGUGGAGUUCCUUCAUAUGCCUUCCCUUCGAAAAGACGAUGGAAAGGACUGGUAAUUGGGGUACUGGGUCUGGUUAUCCUUUCCAUGCUUGUUCCUCUCGUGUUUUUGCUUGGCCUGCACAACGGCUUUCAGUCUGCUGGAUAUAUAUAUGAACGACAAAGUUCUCCUUCAAAUCGUGAUGGACUUGGAGGAUAUGAUAGAUCCAGUAUCAAGAACAUGCCGAAUCAGUCUGAGGGAGAACGGUCAACCCAUGUUGAAGAGCUGAUGAAAAAGUUUGAAUCAACAAUUCCAAAGAAUGCUUUAGAGGAUUAUGCUGGAAUAUCUAAGAAUGAAACGGUCAAAAGUGGUGCCAGCAAUGAUCAAGAAAAAGGUUUCAAGUGGCCACUUAAUGGUUCUCUGCAAUUGGUUCCUACAUCAAAUCAGAAAUCUAGAGUUGGUCACCUAGAUGCAGUCAUCCGCCAAAGAAGCUCUACUGAUGAAAAUGGAAAGUCAUGUGAGCUCACAUUUGGGAGUUACUGCUUAUGGCGCCAAGAACAUAGAGAAGAUAUGAAUGAUGUUAUCAUUAAAAAAUUGAAAGACCAAUUAUUUGUGGCUAGAGCUUACUAUCCUAGCAUUGCAAAGCUUCCAACACAAGAUAAAUUGUCUCAUGAAUUGAAACAGAACAUUCAAGAGCUGGAGCGGGUCCUUAGUGAAUCUACUACUGAUGCUGAUCUCCCCCCACAGAUUGAGAAGAAGUUACAGAAGAUAGAAGUCACAAUAGCCAGAGCCAAAUCAUUCCCUGUAGAUUGCAAUAAUGUUGACAAGAAAUUGAGACAGAUAUUUGAUUUAACUGAGGAUGAAGCUGAUUUCCAUAUGAAACAGAGUGCAUUCCUUUAUAAACUUACUGUUCAGACCAUGCCAAAGAGUCUCCACUGCCUGUCGCUGAAACUAACCGUAGAAUAUUUCAAAACUACUCAUGAUAAGGAGGCUGAUGCAGAAAAGUUUGUGGAUACUUUGUUGCACCACUAUGUUAUUUUUUCUAAGAAUGUUCUUGCAGCUUCGGUAGUAAUCAACUCCACUGUUACACAUGCAAAAGAAAGUUGGAAUCAGGUUUUUCAUGUGUUGACAGACGGACAAAAUUACUAUGCUAUGAAGCUGUGGUUCUUGAGGAACAAAUAUAAGGAAGCUGCUGUACAAGUUUUAAAUGUUGAGAAUCUUAACCUAGACAACCCCAGAAAGGAAACUUCAGAGCAUCUAUCCUUGCCUGAGGAGUUCCGUGUUUCAAUUCAGACUGAUAUUUCAUCUACAAGUCAAACUAGAACAGAAUACAUUUCCAUUUUUUCUCGUUCACACUAUUUGCUUCCUGACAUAUUUAGCAAGUUGAAGAAAAUAGUGGUUCUGGAUGAUGAUGUUGUUGUCCAGAAAGACUUGUCAGCCCUGUGGACCCUAAGCAUGGGGGGAAAAGUUAAUGGUGCAGUGCAAUUUUGUUCAGUAAAGCUGGGUCAGCUGAAAAGUUAUCUUGGUGAAAAAGGUUUUAAUCAAAAUUCCUGUGCCUGGAUGUCUGGGUUGAAUGUAAUUGACCUGGGCAGGUGGAGAGAGCUUGGUCUUACUCAAACCUACAAAAGGGUGAUGAAAGAGUUGAGCUUGCAAGAAGGAUCCUUAGAAGCUAUUGUAUGGCGUGCAAGCUUGCUCACCUUUGAGGCUAAAAUAUAUCCACUUGAUGAUUCAUGGGUUCUGUCAGGACUGGGUCAUGACUACAUGUUUGAUACUCAGGCCAUCAAGAGAGCUGCGGUGCUGCACUACAAUGGUAAUAUGAAACCUUGGCUUGAUAUGGGAAUUCCAAAGUAUAGGAGUUACUGGAAGAAGUUUCUUAACAUUGAAGAUCAGUUCUUGAGUGAAUGCAACGUAUAUUCUUAGUAAUAUGCUCCUUGUAUGAGGUUGGAAAUUCUGGAAUUUUAGGGACGAGCUCUGAACAAGCAACAAGGGGAUGCCUGUGUUCUGGGUGCUCAGAAUUUUAUGAGCUUAAUGCACCGGUACUAAAAUUUAUCAGUCAAUAAGGAACCUGGAAACUUAAUUGCGUUUCUGGCAAAACACAAAGAAGUCUGAGUACCCUUGCAGUCUUAAGAUAGCCUGAAAGGCGUUAGUCCAAUCCAAUCCACUAUGCAAGUGGACACCAUGAAGCAAGGCAGUGAUCUGGGAAAAUAAGUCGGAAUAUAAAGGUGGUGCAAUUGGUUGUCUGUUCCAAGGAAUUUUAUUGUUUUACAGGAUGUAAAUGUUUCCCGUCUGAAAGAUGUACAUUUUUCCAAUCUGAGAAGAGUAGAAUUAUGCAUCCUAGUGCCUAGAGUAAUAAUCUAUAUGUCACAGUAGUAAUUUUCAUUAAAACUGUUCUUAUUUGACAAUAGAAUGCUUCAAUGUAGGACAAGUUUAAUAGAAGCUCAAGUUUUCUGCA
Molecule: messenger RNA, 2522 nt
Organism: Prosopis cineraria
Lineage: Eukaryota; Viridiplantae; Streptophyta; Magnoliopsida; Fabales; Fabaceae
Product: probable galacturonosyltransferase 7
Exons: 10
Coding region: 59-1990 (643 amino acids)
Molecular function (GO): polygalacturonate 4-alpha-galacturonosyltransferase activity
Source: RefSeq, a predicted model, not a curated record